This is a messenger RNA of Phlebotomus papatasi, 2638 nucleotides long. It is a transcript of the gene BBS1, whose product is annotated as Bardet-Biedl syndrome 1 protein homolog. Gene Ontology annotation, molecular function: smoothened binding; patched binding. The record is from RefSeq and is a predicted model, not a curated record. Gene Ontology annotation, biological process: protein localization to cilium; non-motile cilium assembly. NCBI's taxonomy places the organism in Eukaryota, Metazoa, Arthropoda, Insecta, Diptera, Psychodidae. Gene Ontology annotation, cellular component: axoneme; centrosome; BBSome. The transcript has 6 exons. Bases 201 to 2024 code for a protein of 607 amino acids.
UUUUUUCAGUCAGAAAAACCAGUUUUAAGUUCAAUUUUCGAUUUCUUCUAUAAACUUUUGUGACCCAUUUUUCCUUUCUUUUCAUUAUCGCACACCGCGGCGCAUGUUUUGUCUGAAAGUUUGGUCGACAUGACCACCAUGGAGACCAUGCUCUUGUCCAUUAUAACUUGCCAUCUGGCUCAUUCCAAUAGUUCCUCAAAAUGUCAGUCAUUGGAUCGAGCAAAUGGCUAGAUGCUCAAGCUGAACAUCAAGCUGCUCUCAGAACAAUCCCUUCGUGCCUAACUUUAUGUGAUUUGAAAAAUGAUAACUACAACAAAUUGGUGGCAGCGGAAAUACCCGCGGAUCUUGUGUCAAAGUCACACCUUAAGGUGUACAAGGGAACAACACUGGUUAGUGAACAAGGACUUCCUGGGAUUCCCGUUGCCGUCGAAAGUCUCUACACUGAGGAAUAUGAGCCAAAAGUUCCUAUAAUUGCCGUGGCUGUUGGACCAUCUGUUCUCUUCUAUCGAAACAUGAAACCAUACUUUAAGUACACCCUGCCGGGUCUUGAGGUGGAGAGUAUAGAGCACGAUGUCUGGCGAAAAUUGCCCACAGAGCGUCCGGAGAAUGUGCGAUCGCUAAUUACUAGCCUGAGAACAGUGGAAAUGAGUCGAUUGACUGUGACAUCGCAGAAGCUCCUUGGAAUGCCCGAUGAAGAGGUACAGGGAUACAUUCAUGAUCACCGUGACACAGCACUUCAACGUCUCUCCACCAUCACAGCCAUGACCACUCUUAGGAGAACAUCGAAUGAUGCCAAAGCCGUCUCGUGUCUGGUAAUUGCCAGUGAAUCUGGUGAAAUAUUUAUUCUGGACUCACAGGCAUUUACAGUGUUACACCGGGCCAGAUGUUGUCCAUCGCAUGGAACACCGUGCAUGAUAUCAGUUAGUGGACACUUUGACAUCGAUUUUCGCAUUGUGGUGUCAACUCGCGAGGGUGGAGUGAGUAUCUUAAGAAAAUCAUGGCUCGAAGGACGACAGAUAAUACGGUUGGAUCACCCAACAACGGGUCUUGCCAUUCUGCCCAUCGAUCAGACAAUUGUCGUGGUGUGCAUGAAUAAUUCCCUAAUGUGCUACUCCAAGAAGGGCAAGAGACUCUGGUCAGUCACUCUGCCAUUCCAUUCUAUUUGCAUGGUACCCGUGCUCCUAUCCCAUCUCGGAAUGACUCUUGUAUGUGUCGCUCUCUUUGGCGGCUUAGUUCAGCUCUACUUGGGCAAGAGUCUUGUGGAUCAAUUUACAGCUCCAGACACCGUGUCUGCAAUGACCUUUGGCCGUCUCGGUCAGGAAGAUCAUGUUCUUGUGUUGGUUACAGUGGAUGGAUCACUCAUCAUUAAAAUACUCAAGCGUACCGCAGAAUUCUCACCACGAUUGAUCGGAAAUGAGGUGACGGGCAAAUUAUCCAGCAACACUACCGAGGACAGUUCCAAUACGGGCAAUUUGCGCAUACCGAAAAAAACGAAAGUUUUCGUGGAACAGACAAUUCGUGAGAGAGAAAAUGCUUCAGCCAUCUAUCAAUCAUUCCAAUCUGAGCUCUGGCGACUUCGGCUUACAGCCGCUCGAGCCACAGUGGAUGUGAUCAAUCUGGCAGAAAGUACCUUGUCCGGUGAUGGUGGUUUUGCCCCCAUCAAAUUGUCAGCCGAAGUAUUGGGUCUCGGUCCUGUCUUUCGUCUCAAACUUCGCCUAGAAAAUAUGGCAAGUCGCCGGCGCGAAGCUAACAAUUUAUGCGUUCUUCUUCAUGCGGAAAAUCGUCACUAUACACUUGAAAAGCCAUUCGCUCGAUUGCCCGCACUUGCACCUGGAAUUCCACUCACCAUUGACUUCAAAGUCACCGUCAUCAUCGAUCCCACAGAUGGUCUCCCACCACCUGAUCUCACACCCGAUAACUCCGUGAUUAGAGUGAUGAUCUUCAAAUGUGGUCAGGCAAAGCCACUAAUAGCAGCAACAAUUUCCAUGCCUACACCCGAACUUCAGGCAUUAGAAGUAUAUUAAAAGGAAUCACAGAGUUCAAUAGGUCGCUUAAUGAGAUUGGUAAAAUCAAAAUGAUAUAAAUAAUGUAUGGAAGUCAAUAAAUGAGGUAAUGAAGCUCACUCUUAGUCAAAUUCACCUCAGUAAAAUUCACGACAUCGGACCAAUUGCACGUAAUUGAAAAUGGGUAUAGAUCAAGAACAACUCUUCAUGGAAACUGUGCACAAAUACCAAAGUUUCGGUAUAGAAUUAACAAAUCAGAGUUCUUCUGAUGACUUCAGAGUUUACGGAUUGUACAAGCAAGCUAUCUCUGGGAAUUGUACAAAACCAAUACCCAAUCGAUAUGACCGAUUGAAUGUGAAGAAAUACAUGGCUUGGAAUGACUUAAAAGGAAUGAGUCAGGAUAAGGCUAAGGAACUCUAUGUGAAAGAAAUGAAGAAAGUAAUGCAGAAAAUUAAUGAAUAAACAGUGACAUUUGGCAAGUAAAGCAGUUAUCGAAGACAAUAAAUACUAUGCAUAUUAAUAAGGAGACAGUUUUAAUUGUCAGGGAAAUACAAAUAAUUGACCAUUUGUUCUUGCAAUGUAUAAAAUGUUGAGUUAAUUUUUCUUUGGCAUUCAGUUUCCUUUUGUACACUACU